CCUCGCACCCGCGCGCACUCGCGCAGCCAGCCUGCGGCGGCCACCGCGGUGAUGCUCGCCAGCAGGUCGGGGAAGUUUCCCGCCGGCCUCGGCCGCGGGCGCCGGUGCACCCAGGUGUAGCGCCCCCGCGCGGCGCGGGCGCCUGGGCAUCUCCAGCAUGACCCGUCAGAGCCUGUGGGACGUGUCCGAGGCCGACGUCGAGGAUGGAGAGAUCCGCGUCAAUGUGGGCGGCUUCAAGAGACGGCUGCGUUCCCACACGCUGCUGCGCUUCCCUGAGACGCGCCUGGGCCGGCUGCUCCUCUGCCACUCUCGAGAGGCGAUUCUGGAACUCUGCGAUGACUAUGACGACGUCCAGCACGAGUUCUACUUCGACCGUAACCCUGAGCUCUUCCCUUACGUCUUACAUUUCUACCACACCGGCAAGCUUCACGUCAUGGCUGAGCUGUGCGUUUUCUCCUUCAGCCAGGAGAUCGAGUACUGGGGCAUCAAUGAGUUCUUCAUCGACUCUUGCUGCAGCUAUAGCUAUCAUGGCCGCAAAGUGGAACCUGAGCAGGAGAAGUGGGACGAACAGAGUGACCAGGAGAGUACCACGUCCUCCUUUGACGAGAUCUUGGCCUUCUAUAAUGAUGCUUCCAAGUUCGAUGGGCAACCCCUGGGCAACUUCCGCAGGCAGCUGUGGCUGGCACUGGACAACCCGGGCUACUCAGUCCUAAGCAGGGUCUUCAGCGUCCUUUCCAUCUUGGUGGUGUUGGGAUCUAUCAUCACCAUGUGCCUCAAUAGCCUGCCCGACUUCCAAAUCCCUGAUAGCCAGGGCAACCCUGGUGAAGACCCCAGGUUCGAAAUCGUGGAGCACUUUGGCAUCGCCUGGUUCACAUUUGAGUUGGUGGCCAGGUUUGCUGUGGCCCCUGACUUUCUCAAGUUCUUCAAGAAUGCUCUAAACCUUAUUGACCUCAUGUCUAUUGUCCCCUUUUACAUAACUCUGGUGGUGAACCUGGUGGUGGAGAGUUCGCCUACCUUGGCUAACUUGGGCAGGGUGGCUCAGGUCCUGAGGCUGAUGAGGAUCUUCCGGAUUCUCAAGCUGGCCAGACACUCCACUGGCCUUCGCUCCUUGGGAGCCACCCUGAAAUACAGCUAUAAGGAAGUGGGGCUGCUCUUGCUCUACCUCUCGGUGGGGAUUUCCAUCUUCUCCGUGGUGGCCUAUACCAUCGAAAAGGAGGAGAACGAAGGCCUGGCUACCAUCCCCGCCUGCUGGUGGUGGGCUACCGUCAGUAUGACCACUGUGGGGUACGGUGAUGUGGUCCCAGGGACCACAGCCGGGAAGCUGACGGCCUCUGCCUGCAUCUUGGCAGGCAUCCUGGUGGUGGUCUUGCCCAUCACCUUGAUCUUCAAUAAGUUCUCCCAUUUUUACCGGCGCCAAAAGCAACUUGAGAGUGCUAUGCGUAGCUGUGACUUUGGAGAUGGAAUGAAGGAGGUCCCUUCAGUCAAUUUAAGGGACUACUAUGCCCAUAAAGUUAAAUCCCUCAUGGCAAGCCUGACAAACAUGAGCAGGAGUUCACCCAGUGAACUGAGUUUAGAUGAUUCUCUCCAUUAGCUGGGAGCGUUGGUCAUCCUCAGACAUACAUUGCCGAUCUGCUUCUUGCACCUUCGGCACAGUCCAGGCACUGUAGGGUUAUGGCAUAAGGAGUCAUUCUGACCCUGGAGGGAGAGCUGCAUGGGAUAUGAGCCCUAGGUUGUUUUUGCAAUGUUUGGAGGAUUGCAUUUUUUUAGAGGAUGGUGUGUCUAACACCAUGCCUUUGCACCUUUCAGUGAAAUGACACUCACUGGUCUUUGCAUCAUGGGCAUAAAAUGUUCAUCUUUCUGCCAGAUGAGUAUCUAGAAUGCUGAUUUAUCUGUCCUCUGUGUGCACUAUUCUAGUGUUUAUGCCCCAGUAUUAUCUGUGAAUAGAGUCGUCUGUGCUCGUAUUUCUGAGGUUGUUGUGUGAACUCUAUAUAAAAAGCCCCGGCAAGUCUGUCCAGUGGAAACACAACUGUCUAUGAUGUCAGCAAGGAUAUCAUGAGAUUUGGACCACAACCUUGUGAAAACAGAAUCUCAAUUAUUUAUCCAUUGCUUUCAUUUAAUUUUAAUACCAAAACAGAAAGAUUGUAAGCUAAGCACACUUGACCAAUGCAAGUCUUCUUUCUACUUGGUCUUGUCCUUGUGACUUGCAUGGAUACGCCAGUCAGUUUUUAGAAAGAUGUGUAUAGAUGUGUAUCUCCUAAGUGUCAGUGUAAGAGAAUGUUAUUCAGUCCACAUGUAGUAAAGACUAAAUGUUUUUCCCUAAGCGGAUAGAUUACGGAAGGGACUUUAGUUAAACAUGGCCCACACCCCAAGAUGCUAUAAACAGAGUUCAUGUAGGCUAAGCCCUUUCAUUGACAGUCAGGCCUCUAUUUCUUCUGGAGGAAUCAUAGAGGCAUUUAUUUCUGGCUGGGAUUCCUAAUCCAGGCCAUUUUGACCAAAGUUUGCUGUGUCUUGGUAUUAGCAUGUUUUUCAAGAAUUUCUUUUUAGAGAUGUUUAGGAAUAAGGUUGUACGUCUUUCUCAACUAGAACAGGUUAGUGUUGCAUUGUCGUCGUGAGGUGAGCAUUGUUAGGUUGCUAGCAAGGGCAGUAGCUUAAACAUUUUCUUGCCUGCUCUUAAAGCUCAUAAAAUGACAGCCCUUUUAUUUCCAAGCAGAAUUCUCUUUAGGUAGUUUUGCUUCUAGGAUACAGGAGAGUAUGUACGAUGUUUUGAUUGCCUUGAGUUCCUGCUGGGACAUGGAAGCCUGGUAGUACAGAAACAUAUUCAAGAUACAGACAUGCGUGAAGGCAGCGUGGCUGAUCCAAGCCCUGGGGUCUUAUUUCCAUUGCAAUUGCAGGGUUUUCUUGUAUGUGUGUGUGUGUGGGGGGCGCGGUAGAGGCCAGAAGAAAAGAGUUAUAAAGCCAAAAACUACUUACUUCAUAAAACAUAAAUAACUGUGAAUUUCUUAAAAACCUUAAAGCUAGUCAGGAAACCUUUCAACCUAUUAAGCUUCAUUGAAGGGUUGCCGCUGUUUCCUUUUCCACACACCCUGCUCCUCUUCUGCAGCUCGUCAACAUAACACAGUAGGAAGGGAAGUUGGGCCCCUCUUAGGAUAAUUCUUUCCCAGCAUCCUCUACAUAAUCUGAUGGUUUUCCGGUGGCUUUCGUUAUUGUUAAGUCUUUGGCAAGGCUAUGGAAUCUAGGGAUCCAAAUAUGGAGAUAAACAGACUUUUUAUCCAAAGUCUGGACCUACUCUUAAUUGGUCCAUUUUGUGUUUUAGUCGGGUAAGGAUAAUCCACACCUCACGAGAGUAUGGAGUGGAUCUUCUCAGAGGGCAUUGUGUUCUAGUAGUUGUCAUGGCUACUACAGUGUGGGCGAUUUGUUGGAUGAAUGCACUGGCCACUUAAUGUCCUUGAGCCUCCAGUUCAAAUCUUUCAUCAGAUUGGAGUCUUAUUGGAGGGGGGGCAAAGGGUGGCAACCUUCUAGUGCCUCCAUGCAGACACACUAUGUGUGUUAUUCCAAAGCAGCAGGAUGUGAGAUAACCUGAAGAACCUGCCGAGGAGUCAGAGGACCAGGCAUGUUUUCUGGAGUUUACAAGGGAACUUUUGUUGUUGGCUAGUGUCCUCAGCCCUGGGAGACAGAACAUUAUAAAGCGUCCCAGAUGCCCUGAAGGCAGGUGAUAGCAAACCUGCCAAGGCUGCUGAUACAAGGUAAUGGCAUGGCAGCCAUGGUCACUGACCAUGAUGCUGAUACAAAGGAGAGAUAAGGCAGGAGGCAGAGUAACAGCUGCUCUCACAAGGACUUUCCUAAAUGAGCGGGUUUACCACCAAAAAAGAGAGACCUCUAGUGGGUACCUACGAGGGUACAAAAGCUGGAGCACUUGACUUUUCUUUUUGGUAAUGACUUGCUUUAUCUGGUGCCUUUCUUUGGGAGAAUCCCAAAGUGCUUUAGAAACUUCUUUUAAACAUUUCUUGUACAUAUAUGUAUACUUGUAAAAGAAUAUUUCUUUGCUCACCAAGACUUUCAGUCGAUCCAGUACAUGAAAAUUUCCCAGGAGCAUUGAGUUCUCCAAGCAGCGGUUUCAGAGACCUCGAGGGAGAACCACCCCAAGGCUGGGACACUGACUUCCCACAGAAGGUGAAGAAUGGUGUGGGACUCUGGGAACCCUUCUCUCACCACCAAACCACACCAAGGUAUGAAGUUCACAAGUGCUGGCUCAGCAGCAAAGCCUCCGAUUGGCCAUGUUAGAUAAUGCCCCGCCACAGCAUGUCUCCUGGUAACCAGGGAAGGGCAGGUUAAUUUUCUGCCCUGUUCUUGGGAGUAAAAUCUACAAAGAUUAAGUGACCCCAUCAGACUGUCAAAGUGACCUGUAAUCAAUCCUCCUUUGGUGGGACGUACACAAACACACACACACACACACACACACACACACACACACACACACACACACACAGAUGCACGUGUGUCCGGCUUCACUCUUGGCAUUUGACCUGCUUUGCUCACGGACAUUGUGGAAGUAACACAUGUCCGUUACACGGAUGCACUAGGCUUAGGCUGUGUUCCCCGUCAGACAUCCUCCUUUCCCAGGUUUGCUGCAGAGAAGGGGCGUGUUGAAUGCCGAGCUUAUGCCUAGCUCAUCAGGCAGUAAUUGGUGUUUAAUAUUUGGAUUUGUUAUUUCUACUUAUCACGGCACUCAAAUCACUGAACUACCUGUUAAUUAUUUCUUCAUUUCAAUGGAAAUGAUUUGUUCUGCACUUUGGGGUAGCGGCGAUCUGUACAGGCUGUGUGGUCUCUACUUAGACUUCACUGGUAUUUCUUGUAUGUUUUAACAGCAUGACUUGUUCCAGGGUUGUAAUUUUAAGCAUCGAGAACGCUGUAUUUGCAAUGUCAGUUUUAACACUCAUUAACACACUACUGUGCAAGCAUCCUGGCGGCUCCACUGCGCCGUUCUAUCUGAGCUCUGUGCUUGAAAACCUGUGCCUCAACUCUGGAAUGAGGCACAGGACUGACAUGUUGAGGAUGCCAGCCUUGCAAAUGUACAGAUUAAACAGAAAACAAUUAUUUAAUUUC
Molecule: messenger RNA, 5103 nt
Organism: Peromyscus californicus insignis
Lineage: Eukaryota; Metazoa; Chordata; Mammalia; Rodentia; Cricetidae
Gene: Kcns2
Product: potassium voltage-gated channel modifier subfamily S member 2
Exons: 2
Coding region: 158-1591 (477 amino acids)
Biological process (GO): regulation of delayed rectifier potassium channel activity; protein homooligomerization; potassium ion transmembrane transport
Cellular component (GO): membrane; voltage-gated potassium channel complex
Molecular function (GO): voltage-gated potassium channel activity; protein binding
Source: RefSeq, a predicted model, not a curated record